CGGCAUGAUAUGUUCUGAACUGAAAACGUGUGAUAGUUGAAUCAGGCAAUAUUGUAGGAACCAUUAAUUAGUAAUGAAGAUGAAACUGUUGACUUUGUUGUUUGUUUUCUCUGUUCUUUAUACCAAUAAGGUGCAUACAGCACCAAAAUCGGGCCCAUAUGACCUAAUAGUGAGUCGUUGUGAGGCAUGUGAUGACAUGGGAACUGAUGAAAUUCACUUCGGCACCAAAAUGAGUAGAAAAGACAACAAAUUAAAGACCUACACUAACGAUGUUGUGUUUCUUGUACCUUGGGACGAUACUGUAAAGCUUGACUUGGAGGGGCAGUUCUUAAGGAAUGGCGCAUAUGUUCCCAAGUAUAUGACACAAAGUUUUAAAACCUGUGAAAGGGCAAGGAAAACGUUGAAACAUCUGACUGAAGGGUUCUUCGGAGCAGCUGGUUACAACUUCACAUCAUGUCCGCUACCAGCUGGGACAUACCAAGUGAAGGACUGGGUGGUUGAUCUAAAACUGGAUGACGUGCCAUCUAUAAUUUAUGGCUCUUACAAAAUUCUGGUUACUUUUUCUAAGAAAGGCAAAAGGUUAGGUUGCCUCGCAGUCUACUUAGAUGUGGUGCCUAAAGAAACAGUAUAAGGUUAAGGUUUCAUUUUUGUUUCCUUGUAUUGAUUUUAUUUAAUAGCAUGUUGUACUUUCAAUAA
Messenger RNA from Macrosteles quadrilineatus (aster leafhopper), 696 nucleotides. RefSeq lists its product as uncharacterized. Bases 74 to 631 code for a protein of 185 amino acids. The transcript has 4 exons. Lineage: Eukaryota; Metazoa; Arthropoda; Insecta; Hemiptera; Cicadellidae. The record is from RefSeq and is a predicted model, not a curated record.